CGAGGCAAGAAGAAGCACACGGCGAAGCCCUAGCUAGAUUCCGCCGCCGCCGCCGCCGCCGCCGCCGGCUCUAAUAAACCUGUCGAACCUGAUGGCGCUGCGCUCUCUUGUUAGAAAGAUGCCGGCCCUGGGUCUCAGGCCGCCGCCGACGGCCAACCUUAUGGGUCCCGUCCGGGCGCUGUCGCCGGCGGCGGGUUCUCGGCUCAUGUCCCAUGGGGCUCCGGCAAUCGAUCGCUUGUGCGCGGAGAUCUAUUCUGAAGACGAGAUGGCUAGGGUUCGGGAGGAAAUAAAUCGCCUGCGCGCGGAGACUGACCAGAACCGCAUAGAGUUAAAAAAGCAGGACGCUGAGGGGUUGAAGAUGAUUGAGAUGACCCAACAAGUCAUGGACGCAGCUGAAGCUUCUUAUAAUGAAGCCGCCAGGCAUAAUACUGAAGCCAUUAAAAGCAUAAUGGAAGAUUUUCGGAAAAUAGACAAGGCAUGUGACGUUGUUCUCAUUAGCUGUCCGCUGCUGAUUAUCCUUAUGGCCAUGGCUAUGUAGUAACUUCAGCAUGCGAUGUGCCGCUGGAUUUUAUUUAUGGUCUGUGCAUGUUUGGCUGUUGGCAAUUGGAAGAGACCUGUUUGUUAAGCACCUGUCUGUAUAUAGUUCAUAUGUGUGUCUAUAUAUAUUGAUUUGCUCU
Molecule: messenger RNA, 677 nt
Organism: Triticum dicoccoides
Lineage: Eukaryota; Viridiplantae; Streptophyta; Magnoliopsida; Poales; Poaceae
Exons: 3
Coding region: 92-538 (148 amino acids)
Source: RefSeq, a predicted model, not a curated record